UGGCUAUGAGUAAAGAGGAAGAGGCGGAGCUGAAAGUUUCUGCUUUAGACCUUUUUACCUCAUAGACUGUCCCAUCUCCUCUCUUUCAGCAUCAUGACGUUUGCCGGGAAGUAUGAGCUUGAGAGUCAAUCAAACUAUGAGGAAUUUCUGGAAGCCAUCGGCUUUCACGUUGCCAAGACCGACCAUAAAGUGGUGACAGAGGUGGUUCAGGAUGGGAAUGACUUCACCUGGACACAAAGUAUUCCUAACUGGACGUGGACCAACAAGUUCACCGUGGGUCAGGAAUGUGAACUUUCAACAAUGAAAAACAUCAAAUUUAAGGCCCCGGUAUCUUUGGAAAAUGGCAAACUUUCAGUCCCGUUUCCUAAGUACCUUUUCACAGCCGAGAUCAUUGACGACAAACUCGUGAUAACAUGUGUAACAACCGGGGAGAAGGGUGUGACCUUCCGAAGGGUGAACAAGAGAAUCUGACGCUGCGAGAUUCAACACGCCUCAGAGGAAAACGGCGUUAAAACCUUCUGUUGAAAAAGAAGUCAAAAGCACACAGACACCAAAAGACUGAAGGGACUUUCUGGCCUUGUUUGAGUUAAAACUUUGUACUGUAGUGAUGAAUUCAUGUGUUCAGUUUAAAUAAAACAACUGUAUUACCAGCCA
This is a messenger RNA of Oryzias melastigma (Indian medaka), 654 nucleotides long. Its product is annotated as gastrotropin. Gene Ontology annotation, cellular component: nucleus; cytosol. Gene Ontology annotation, biological process: fatty acid transport. The transcript has 4 exons. Lineage: Eukaryota; Metazoa; Chordata; Actinopteri; Beloniformes; Adrianichthyidae. Bases 94 to 471 code for a protein of 125 amino acids. Gene Ontology annotation, molecular function: fatty acid binding. The record is from RefSeq and is a predicted model, not a curated record.